CGCUGUGCUGGAACCGCAGCCCCGCCACUCAGAGGAUGGAGAGGAAGGCGCGUAGCCCCUCCAGGGAGCGACACCGGCGCAGCCGGGCCUCCCCCGGGGAAAGCGGGAGGGCAAAGGCCGGGAGGAGCGCCGGAGGUCGCGGGCGCCGGGAGGCUGGGCCAGAGCGGCCGAGGCCUCAGCCCACAGCGACUCCCGCGGAGCCACGAGCUCCCGCUGCCACCGUGGUGGACGUGGAUGAGGUGCGAGGCUCUGGGGAGGAAGGCACCGAGGUGGUGGCGCUGCUGGAGAGUGAGCGACCAGAGGAAGGUACCAAGUCCUCAGGUUUAGGAGCAUGUGAAUGGCUUCUUGUCCUUGCCUCCCUGCUCUUCAUCAUCGUGACUUUCCCUUUGUCCAUCUGGUUCUGCAUAAAGGUUGUACAGGAGUAUGAGAGAGUAAUUAUAUUCCGACUGGGACAUCUGCUUCCUGGAAGAGCCAAAGGUCCUGGUCUGUUCUUCCUUCUGCCUUGCCUAGAUACUUACCACAAGGUUGACCUUCGUCUCCAAACCUUGGAGAUACCCUUUCAUGAGGUUGUGACCAAAGACAUGUUUAUAAUGGAGAUAGAUGCUGUCUGCUACUACCGAAUGGAAAACGCCUCUCUUCUCCUAAGCAGUCUUGCUCAAGUGUCCAAAGCUGUCCAAUUUCUUGUGCAAACCACCAUGAAGCGUCUCUUAGCACAUAGAUCUCUCACAGAAAUUCUUCUGGAGAGGAAGACCAUUGCUCAAGAUGUAAAGGUUGCCUUGGAUUCAGUGACCUGUAUCUGGGGAAUCAAAGUGGAGAGAACAGAAAUUAAAGACGUGAGGUUGCCUGCCGGGCUUCAGCACUCGCUGGCUGUGGAGGCCGAAGCACAGAGACAGGCCAAAGUGCGGAUGAUAGCUGCGGAAGGGGAGAAGGCUGCCUCCGAGUCCCUGAGGAUGGCAGCUGAGAUUCUGUCAGGUACCCCGGCUGCGGUUCAGCUUCGAUACCUCCACACUCUUCAGUCUUUGUCCACAGAGAAACCUUCCACUGUGGUUUUACCUUUGCCUUUUGACAUGCUAAAUCUCCUGUCCUCUCCCAGUGGUCGAACUCAAGGAAGCAUCCCCCUCCCGAAUUCUCCCAAACCUGUUGAGCCACUAAAUCCCAAAAAGAAAGAUUCUCCCAUGCUAUAGGGUAGAUAGGCAAAGCAUAAUGUGACUGUAAAGGAUCCGUGUGAGACACUCCAGCCUCACUUUCUGCCCUUCUUUGGUUGCCAAAUGGAAUGUCUUUGGAACGCCUUACAUCACAAUGCAGACACAGAUAUGAGAAGAGGGUGAGGUUGUAUAAGGAUGGAGAAGCGAUCUAACAAGUUAGGUGGAUCAUCUAAUCAGAGGAAUUAUGGGAAGGAGCUUUAGGAUACAUUCUCAUGUGGAAAAACUUUGAUUCUAAAAGUGGUUCAAUUAGAUUUGUGAAGCCUUAGUUCAGAUGUCCUUUUUACUGUAGUCGCUGGGGCCUUUGGCAAGGUGUUUGCAGCCCCGUAUCCCUUUCUCUGAGCCCUUAUCAUUGUGCUUAUCACACUCAAUCAUAACCAUGUAUUUAAGAUUCAGCCUUCACUCCAGCUACACUACCAGAUCAUUAAAGGAGCUGCACGCUCACCACUGCCCACCGCACUCCGUCUUUUAGCUCCACCCCAGUUCCUCACCCCUCAUCCUGAUAGUCGUGCAGCAGUGACCGUCAGUGUUCCGAGUAAAUGGAAGAAGAGAUGUGCUCAUGCUGGACAUUAAAUUUACACCCAGUGAAAAGAAUUUAAAAGGAAUUCUUUGUAGGGAGAUUCCUUUUUUAAUAAAGAAGUUAAUAAAAGGGUAAAAACCAUAUAUGUAUAUUCUUUAAAACUGAGGCAGAAUCACUAUAAAUAGGAGCCAAGAGUAAUGUGUUUCAGUAUAGAAUUUACCAGAUUGCGUGUUUCUUCAAACAGUAUGAUCUAUACAUGCCCGGCAGUAGUCUUUUCAGCUUGCUCCUGACUAUGCUACUACAGUGUUCUUUAGCAUUGGGUCUGCUGGGGCAAUGAGCAUUCCCGUGCCCUCUAAAAUUCUGGCUUGUGUUGGUGCAUUUGCUCAGUAGAGGAUAAGAAUUAAGUAGAGGACGCAGAAGUUAAAUCCUUUGAAAAGGGGUCAUUAAUUGCACUUCCAACUUUUUCUGAGGUUAGAGAAGCACUAGAGCAAUAUAGCUGAGAGCUAUAUUAUAAAGAUAUAACAAACAGGUCCCAUGACCUCUCAUCAGAAAAACUACUUUUUGGGAGGCGAGAAAAACCCACUCCCAACCACAACUAGAUAUCCAACAGACUAUGCGGUGAACAAAGUAACAAUGGUAAUCCAUCCCCCACUUUCCACUCUGGUCAUCCAAGUAGUCAAACUGAGGCAAGAAAAAGGAGGAGACUGCUGUCAGACUGUAACUGUUGCCCACCAUGAGGAGAAACUCUCUUUGGUCCUGCUUUUACUGUGCUAUGAUCGUAAGUGCAUGUGUACUUUGAAACAAAUGCUCGUAAUGUCAUGGUGGGAAUGAAAUAUAGAAGACCACACAUGCAA
Chinchilla lanigera (long-tailed chinchilla) is the source of this 2576-nucleotide messenger RNA. RefSeq names its product nephrosis 2, idiopathic, steroid-resistant (podocin) (gene Nphs2). Bases 36 to 1184 code for a protein of 382 amino acids. Gene Ontology annotation, cellular component: plasma membrane. The record is from RefSeq and is a predicted model, not a curated record. The transcript is spliced from 8 exons. Lineage: Eukaryota; Metazoa; Chordata; Mammalia; Rodentia; Chinchillidae.